GUAUGUUGACACACAUAGGGAAUAUAACCAAAUAUUUGAUGGAUUUUGUUGCAUAUUUUGAAUCUUAAAUGCUGAAUGAGAUGACUUCCUAGCCUAGAUUAUUGCAUAUGUAGGAGUUUUGUUUUGCUUUUUCUUUUUUAAAUAAUAAUGUCCUGUGGAAAUUGUUACUAAGUUAGAUUAAGUCUUUGAGUAAGAAGCAGAUUUAUUUUAAUGAUUGAAAGGAAAUCUGUUCACAGGUUUCUAUACACUCUGCUGAACUUUGUUAGGUGGUUGAUGUGGUUUAAAUUAUACGUUAUAUUACCAGGUAUUGAGAUUUGGGGAAUUCAGGAAGGCAGAGGGUUCAGGUUGUUUUCUGUGCUCUCAAAACACAGAAACACACACACACACACACACACACACAGACAAAAUGAUACUUUAAAUAAUUUGGUGCCUUAACCGAGCAAAAUAAGUAUGUGUGAAAAGCAAUUUCUAUUUUGUUUGACUGUAAUAAGGACACUGAUGCUUAAUUUUAUGAUAGUAAAAGAGUUUCUUCAGAGGUUUGAGUCCCAGCAGCCUGCCUAAUUAGCCACUUUUCAUAAGCCAUGACUUCAGCACAUCACAUUGGAGGUGAGGGGAUGGUAGGGGCUGGGGAGGGUGAAGCAAAACAGCCAGUUCACAAAAGAUCUGUUCACCCUGUGCCAAAGCACAUCUCCUAAAACGUUUGUGGGCUGAAAGCAUCUGAAUCUGCCAGCCUCCGAAACUAAUUUUGUUCUCCGAGUUUGUAGUUUUGAGUUUGGUGUUUGGGUUGCCAUCUAGUUUAUGGAACAGGAUGGACCGGUUAUUUCUUAUGUUGUCAAUAGUGUUGAUAGAGAUCUUUCAUAAAUCCACUCUGUCCUGCACAUCUUUAAGCGCUAUUAGUGAUUUUUCGAAACUACUUAUAAUUUUAUUUUUGUUUUCUCCUAGGGACUUAAGUCACAACAGACUGUCUUCCAUCAAGGCAAGUUCCAUGAGCCACCUUCAAAACCUUCGAGAAGUGAAACUGAACAACAAUGAAUUGGAGACCAUUCCAAAUCUAGGACCAGUCUCAGCAAAUAUUACACUUCUCUCCUUAGCUGGCAACAGGAUUGUUGAAAUAUUACCUGAACAUCUGAAACAAUUUUGGUCCCUCGAAACUUUGGACCUGAGCAACAAUAAUAUUUCAGAGCUUAAAACUGCAUUUCCACCUCUACAACUCAAAUAUCUGUAUAUCAACAGCAACCGAGUCACAUCGAUGGAACCUGGGUAUUUUGACAAUUUGGCCAACACGCUGCUGGUGUUGAAGCUAAACAGGAACCGAAUCUCAGCUAUCCCGCCCAAGAUGUUUAGACUGCCCCAGCUGCAGCACCUCGAGCUGAACCGAAACAAGAUUAAAAAUGUAGAUGGGCUCACAUUCCAAGGGCUUGGUGCUCUGAAGUCUCUGAAAAUGCAAAGAAAUGGAGUAACAAAACUGAUGGAUGGUGCUUUUUGGGGGCUGAGCAACAUGGAAAUCUUGCAGCUGGACCAUAACAACCUGACGGAGAUUACCAAGGGCUGGCUUUACGGCCUGCUGAUGCUGCAGGAACUUCAUCUCAGCCAGAAUGCCAUCACCAAGAUCAGCCCCGAUGCCUGGGAGUUCUGCCAGAAGCUCAGUGAGCUGGACCUAACUUUCAAUCACUUGUCGAGGUUGGAUGAUUCGAGCUUCCUGGGCCUAAGCUUAUUAAAUACACUGCACAUUGGGAACAACAAAGUGAGCUACAUCGCUGAUUGUGCCUUCCGGGGCCUUUCCAGUUUAAAGACUUUGGAUCUGAAGAACAAUGAAAUCUCCUGGACUAUUGAAGACAUGAAUGGUGCUUUCUCUGGGCUUGACAAACUGAGGCGGCUAAUACUCCAGGGAAACCGGAUUCGAUCUAUUACCAAAAAAGCCUUCACUGGUUUGGAUGCAUUAGAACAUCUAGAUCUGAGUGACAACGCAAUCAUGUCAUUACAAGGCAAUGCAUUUUCACAAAUGAAGAAACUUCAACAAUUGCAUUUAAAUACAUCAAGCCUUUUGUGCGACUGCCAGCUAAAAUGGCUCCCACAGUGGGUGGCGGAAAACAACUUUCAGAGCUUUGUAAAUGCCAGUUGUGCCCAUCCUCAGCUGCUAAAAGGAAGAAGUAUUUUUGCCGUUAGCCCAGAUGGCUUUGUGUGUGAUGAUUUUCCCAAACCCCAGAUCACGGUUCAGCCAGAAACCCAGUCGGCAAUAAAAGGUUCCAAUUUGAGUUUUAUCUGCUCGGCUGCCAGCAGCAGUGAUUCCCCGAUGACUUUUGCUUGGAAAAAAGACAAUGAGCUACUGGCUGAUGCUGAGAUGGAGAAUUAUGCACACCUCCGGGCCCAAGGGGGUGAGGUGAUGGAGUACACCACCAUCCUGCGGCUCCGCAACGUGGAAUUUUCCAGUGAAGGGAAAUACCAGUGUGUCAUCUCCAAUCACUUUGGUUCAUCCUACUCUGUCAAAGCCAAGCUUACAGUCAAUAUGCUUCCUUCGUUCACCAAGACCCCCAUGGACCUUACCAUCCGUGCUGGGGCCAUGGCGCGCCUGGAGUGUGCUGCCCUGGGGCAUCCAGCCCCGCAGAUCGCCUGGCAGAAGGAUGGGGGUACAGACUUCCCUGCUGCGAGGGAGAGACGCAUGCACGUCAUGCCUGAGGAUGACGUGUUCUUCAUCGUGGAUGUGAAGAUAGAGGACAUCGGGGUGUACAGCUGCACAGCUCAGAACAGCGCGGGAAGCAUUUCUGCAAAUGCAACCCUGACUGUCCUGGAAACACCAUCAUUUCUGCGGCCCCUCUUAGACCGAACUGUAACCAAGGGAGAAACGGCCGUCCUGCAGUGCAUCGCGGGAGGUAGCCCUCCUCCCAGACUGAACUGGACCAAGGAUGACAGCCCUUUGGUGGUCACUGAAAGGCACUUUUUCGCAGCAGGCAAUCAGCUGCUCAUCAUUGUGGACUCAGAUGUCAGCGACGCUGGGAAAUACACGUGUGAGAUGUCUAACACCCUGGGCACCGAGAGAGGCAACGUGCGCCUGAGUGUGAUCCCCACGCCCACCUGCGACUCCCCUCAGAUGACCGCAUCGUCGUUAGACGAUGACGGCUGGGCCACUGUGGGCGUCGUGAUCAUAGCGGUGGUUUGCUGUGUGGUGGGCACGUCGCUCGUCUGGGUGGUCAUCAUCUACCACACGAGGCGGAGGAACGAGGAUUGCAGCAUUACCAACACAGAUGAGACCAACCUGCCGGCAGAUAUCCCUAGUUACCUGUCCUCUCAGGGAACACUGGCUGACAGACAGGAUGGGUACGUCUCCUCGGAAAGUGGAAGCCACCACCAAUUCGUCACUUCUUCAGGAGGCGGAUUUUUCUUACCACAACACGACAGUAAUGGGACAUGCCACGUGGACAACAGCAGUGAAGCCGAUGUGGAGGUUGCCACAGACCCGUUCCUUUGUCCCUUCUUGGGAUCCUCAGGCCCUGUGUAUUUGAAGGGGAGUGUAUAUGGCUCAGAUCCUUUUGAAGCCUAUCAUGCAGGUUGUGGUCCUGACCCAAGAACAGCUUUCGUGGACCACUAUGAGCCCAGUUACAUAAAGAAAAAGGAGUGCUACCCAUGUCUUCAUCCUUCAGAGGAGUCCUGCGAACAGGGUGUGGGUGAUGCAGGAUGGCCUUCACACGUGAGGAGGUUCAUCAGCUCCACUUACUCUCAAGGUGAAGGACCCGGAGUGAGAAAUGUGUGUCUAAACAAGCCCUCUCUAGAUUUCAGUCCGAGUCUGGAGCCAGCAUCAGUAACUUCGAGUAAUUCUUUCAUGGGCACAUUUGGGAAGUCUCUGAGGAGAGCUCACCUGGAUGCCUUUGCAAGCUUCGGUCAGUCAUCAGAUUGUCAGCCAAGAGCCUUCCACUUGAAAGCUUGUUCUUCCCUGGACUUGGACUCUGAGUCAGAGAAAGAUGGGAAAGAAAGGACAGAUUUUCAGCAAGAAAAUCACACAUGUACCUAUAAACAGACCUUAGAAAACCACAGGACUCCAAAUUUUCAGUCUUAUGACUUGGACACAUAGACUGAAUGGGACCAAAGAGAGUUCUAACAUACUACCUCAAGUGGACUUUUAUUUAAAAGAGACAAUCCUAUGUUUUUAAAUGGAGUUACGAAUUUUAAAAGGAUAAAAUGUCUUAUUUAUACAGAUGGACCAAAAUAACAAAAAGUUAUAAAAAAUUUUAUACUGGGAGUAACUUUCAUAUAAGAAUACCUUUUUAAACUAUUUUAUAACUUUGUUUUAUGCAAAAAAAAAAUCUUAUGUAAAUUAAUGGUAUAGAUUCAUGACUAUUUUAUGUAUUUUUAUAAUGCCAGAUUUCUUUUUAUUGAAAACGAGUACUAAAGCAUUUUAAAUAAUACCUGUCUUGUACCUUUUUUGGAUAGAGGUCACUUCAUUUUAUUUUGCACAUUACAUUUAAUAAAAUGUGUCAUUUUGA
Molecule: messenger RNA, 4478 nt
Organism: Ceratotherium simum simum (southern white rhinoceros)
Lineage: Eukaryota; Metazoa; Chordata; Mammalia; Perissodactyla; Rhinocerotidae
Source: RefSeq, a predicted model, not a curated record